This is a messenger RNA of Bubalus bubalis (water buffalo), 3048 nucleotides long. RefSeq names its product adenosine A3 receptor (gene ADORA3). The transcript is spliced from 7 exons. Gene Ontology annotation, cellular component: synapse; dendrite; plasma membrane. Bases 595 to 1701 code for a protein of 368 amino acids. The record is from RefSeq and is a predicted model, not a curated record. Gene Ontology annotation, molecular function: G protein-coupled adenosine receptor activity; neurotransmitter receptor activity; G protein-coupled serotonin receptor activity. Gene Ontology annotation, biological process: G protein-coupled adenosine receptor signaling pathway; G protein-coupled receptor signaling pathway, coupled to cyclic nucleotide second messenger; chemical synaptic transmission. Lineage: Eukaryota; Metazoa; Chordata; Mammalia; Artiodactyla; Bovidae.
UACUUCUUUUCUUCUGUGUGUUCUUUUUGCCUCUGCUAAGUCAGCAGAAAGCCAGAAUAUUAUUACAUAGUCAGUGCUCCCAGUUCCUUUUCCACCCAGUGUGACAUUCUUAUCUAGUCCCUGAGUAAAUAAAUGCUGAAGCUUCUCCAUGCUGCAAACAUCCCUCAACCCCUUCUUUCCAUUUUCUUGCUGAGUGUUCCUAGCUCUGUGCUUCCUCUUGGCCCAUCUCACUUCCUGAAACACUACUAAAGAGCGUUGCUUAUCUCGAUGGAGUGUGGGUAGCCCUCCAGGGGCAGGGGAACUAAGAGCAGCUGCACUUUCACAUUCCGUCACAGAGAACUGUCCUCCCCAGACUUCUGCAAGCUUGGAGAUGUGUGGCCUGUGUCAGGGCUGGAAAUGAUGGCCAUGUGAUGGAAUCUCUCUAAGGAGACAGGGUGCCACCAGAGAAGAGAAGGAAUGGGUGAGUUGUGAGUUCUGGACUGUGGCUGCUACACCUGGACCUCUGGCAGGAUGUGUGGCAAGAGCUAGGUGGACUGGCCCACACGGAUCUUGUUGGGACACUACUCACCUGGGAGUCUCCUCUUGGAAAACGAGAUGCCUGUCAACAGCACUGCCGUGUCCUUGGCCAGCAUUACCUACAUCUCUGUGGAGAUUCUCAUCGGGCUCUGCGCCAUAGUGGGCAACGUUCUGGUCAUUUGGGUGGUCAAACUGAACCCCAGCCUGCAGACCACCACCUUCUAUUUCAUUGUCUCCCUAGCUCUGGCUGACAUUGCUGUUGGGGUGCUGGUUAUGCCUUUGGCCAUUGUCAUCAGCCUGGGUGUCACAAUCCACUUUUAUAGCUGCCUUCUCAUGACCUGCUUGCUGAUGAUCUUCACCCACGCAUCCAUCAUGUCCUUGCUAGCCAUUGCCGUGGACCGAUACCUGCGGGUCAAGCUCACAGUCAGAUCCAGGAUUCCUAAGGCCCCUGGGUCCAUCUGGUCAUCCCAGUUGAAGAUUCACUUCUUUCCAGUCAUGAGGCUCUUCAUUCUGCUCUCUUUGACUGUCUUUUCAGAUGCCAUGGUCAUGGACGAGAAGGUCAAGGAAAGCUUUGUGCUGGACACAGCUUCCGCCAUCUGCAACUACGACACCCACUAUAAGGACCACCCCAAGUACUGGUGCCGAGGCUAUUUCCGGGACUAUUGCAACAUCAUUGCCUUCACACCCAACAGCACCGACCGCGUGGCUCUGAGGGACACAGGAAACCAACUCAUUGUCACUGUGUCCUGCCUGACCAAGGAGGAUACGGGCUGGUACUGGUGUGGCAUCCAGCGUGACUUUGCCAGAGAUGACAUGGACUUUACAGAGCUGGUUGUGACCGAUGACAGAAGAGCCAUCACCAACAAUUUCUGGUCUGGGCAAGACCUGUCGGGCAACAAGAACAGAAGCUGCAGGGCUUCCAAGGUUGUCCACAAGGCAGAUCACUCCAGGAUGUCCAUUCUCAUCAUUUGCAUACUGAUCACGGGCUUAGGGAUCAUCUCCAUAUUCAGUCGUUUGUCCCGAAGGAGGAGAAACCAAAGAAACAGAAGGGGUAAAGGCCUAACGAGAAACCAGAAAACCAGCCAAGCUUCUGCGAGCCCCAUGCCACUGAAAAUCCCAUGGACGGAGGAGCCUGGUGCAAGUUACUGUCCAUUGGGUCGCGAAGAGUCGGACACGACUGAGUGACUUCACUUUCACUCUCACUUGAAUCCAUCCUUGGCUGGGUGGGUUAGGAUAUCCUACUACACAAGUCAAGAGAGCAGACAUCAAUUUUCCAUGACAGAUGAAGACAUCCAUAGACAUCUUGGAAGAUGCACACUUACCUAUCUGGAAAACUGUUUCCUUUGGGAAUCCUGUACCAAAGACUUGCUGAAUCUGUGUUCAUUUUGUCUUUCAGCAAGGCUAGUUGUGUGCCACUUUUCAUGAUAGGGAGACAAAAAAAUCAAGACUUUGUAAAUGCAGGGUUGUGCUGUUAAAAUUAGGAAGUUUCAAUAAAACAGGGAAGGGGAAUUAACCUGAUGUUUCAUGUAUUGGGUGGCCAUAGGACGAUGGUUAUACAUCUUCUUGCAAGCUGUUCAUAAAGUACUGGCCCUAAACUGGAAAGCUGAUGUGGCUUCUAACUUCAGAGUUUGUAGAAUUGUUUGAAGUCUGCUCGUCGCACAGAGUCGGACACGACUGAAGCGACUUAGCAGCAGCAGCAGCAGCAGCAGCAGCAGAGUUUGAGCUAAAACUGAGUCCUCCUCUACCAACACAUCCCACAGCCAGCACGGGGGAGGGCAUUCCUGGCGCUCUGCUGCCCUCGUGCGGCCGACCGCGCUGUGGCACUGCCAUCUCUUCCCAAGACUAUUUCCCCAAACCGGGUCUCCACAGAGGGAGCCCUUCCUUUAUCAACUCUCACUUCCUCUGUCUUCCCCUCAAAAUCCAGCUGUCAAGAGCAGCUGCUCCAUCUCAGAGCGAACACACUCCCUCGAAUAGAUCAUCUAACUUGACCUUUCUAGUUUCUCUGCCACUGUAAUGGGCUCUGGGACAGCUUGCGGUGGAGGCCAGAUGCAAGGAAUUUGAAGUCAGAGGACUUAAAUUUUGUUCUGCCGCUUACUAGCUGGGAGACACUGGGUAAAUUAUUUCAUCUCUUUGAACCUUAAUUUUCGUACCUCGAUUCUCAAAAACAUUACUUAAUGUAUUUUUAAGAGAGAUUUGUAAAAAAAGCUUUCCUUUCCGUGGACUGAGCUCCGUUGGUGGGCACUCCUUAGUGAGGGACGCCCCGGCAGAGAUGGAGUGAUUUGUCUAAUGAGUGAGUCUGGGGGUAGGAACCAGAAGUGACUGCUCUGCCCUUCCCCUUCCUUUUUUUAAUCCUUGGGUGCAGAUUUCAAGAGCACACGGUGUCUUUCGCAACCCUAAGGGCAGCUGAGCUGCCGUUUGGGGUGUGGGGAGGGGCAGGGACUUGCCUUAGUGCACGGAAUUCAGGGUUCUGCAGCUAUGGGUUUAUGCUUAUAUUUUCCUAUGUUUGUAAUAAAGAUGCUGCUUUGCUUUCUA